UCAUUUAUUUAUUUAUUGCAGCGAGUUAGAUUUUUUACGACAUAAAGUUAAAGGGUGUGCACUUGAAAUAUCUGAGCGAUUAAUUUCCCCCUGAAUUUAAGCCUUUACCAGAUUGUUCAACAAUAAAGGCAAAUUAACGUUGGGUUUGGUUACGUCUGUGUUUGAAAGACUACCAGGAAACGGUUAUCCGUUGAUGGACUAAUAAAUAGCCAUUUGUAGCCUACUGUUUUCAUAUCCAGAAACACCAAAGCGUCGGACGGGUGUGCAACAUUAUAUCGUAAUGGUCUCGCUUAAUCUGAACAAUGAAAAUACAAAAUUUACAAAUACGUCCAUACGUCUGUAUGAUGUUCUAAAAUUUUAGGACAAUCAAAAGUGGUAUGUGGUCACAAUACGAUUAAAAGUACAUGUAUGUUUGUUCAUCUUCAGAACCAGUGUAUUAAAUCAAGCUCAUUUAAAAAGUUUGGAUUUGUUGGUGAACAAGUGAACUUUCAAGAAAGGAAAUAAUUUCUUUCUUUCCAGGGUUUAAAACCAAUCAUUACCGCGGUUGACGGCGUAAUUAUAAUAGAAUUAUAGCCUAUUAUAGUAGCCUACACCAGUACAAUUUAACUGUAACCAACAACCAUCAGAGUUACGCUUUUAAAGUUGGUAACAGCAUUUGCUAUAAGUUGAGGUUGUCCUCACACUCGCGUAACACAAACGUGAAGCAAAUAUUUGGUUUUAGAGUGCAGUAUUUUAAAAUUGAAUGAACAAGACAAAGUAAAGGUGGUUUAUAGUCUAUAAUCCCAUCGUCACUAACUUGGUCGUCAAAAAUACGUGACUAAAUAAACGCCACAGAAUCCAGCUCUGACUUGUGGCAAAUAACCGUUGGGAUCCGAAUUUACAGGUUUGUCUGUGGCAUGGCUUAAAAUUUAAACAUGAACGACAAAUUACGAAUAACUGAUGAACAAAAUCUGUAUUCUACAGACAUCUUGAAAGAAGGCCCAUAAUUACACACAGGCCUAUGUACAGCUCUUUUUGUGUUGGUAAUACCAGGUUCGUGUAACAAUAGGAAAGAUACGUAACUCGUGGUCUUUACAGAAAGAAGCGUCCUGCGAAAAUAUGCGCACCCUUAAAACAUAUCUGCCGGGCAAUUAUAGGUGUUGAAUCUGUCAAAUCAGUUGUGGUCACCCACCAAAUCAGAAGGAUCAUGUUUAAUUUAACAAAAAAGAAGAGUGUUUCCUACAACAGAUCGCCUCUCCUGAUAGAACUUGUGCCGUAACAAUCUUGGGCCAGGCUCAGACAACUAUUUCUAACUGAUUUUAGAAACCUAUUUUGCAUUUAGGAGGUCCAUCACUGGUACUUCAAAUGUUUCAGAAGCGGGUUGUGGCCUACACGUUGCGUUUUUUUUUUGUCUGUAGGAGGGUCGGGUUUUGUUGUGACAACCCUUGGAAAAGUGUGACGGCCAAAUCACAUUCUCCUGCAAAAAUCAGGUUAAAAUUUUAGUCCGUUUGGAACAGGUCGGCCAGAAUGGCCCGGCGAUUCGGCCAGGAGAGGCUCCGCCUGUUAGACGUUCUGCUAAUGGGCUUCUGUCUGGUUUUCACAGUGGCUGAGGAUCCAAGGGAAUGCCGGGAGCAAGAAUAUAAGGAUCAGUCGGGGAGCUGUGUGGCCUGCCAGCGGUGUGUCGCUGGACAUGAACUGUCGAAGGAAUGUGGCUUUGGCUACGGGGAGGAUGCCCGCUGUGUGCCCUGCAGGCCCGGGCGCUUCAAAGGGGACGGAGGCCUGCAGAAAUGCAAGCCCUGCCUGGACUGCGCGCUGGCUAACCGCUUCCAGAAGGGCAACUGCUCCACCAGCAGGAACGCCGUGUGUGGGGACUGCCUGCCCGGGUUCUAUCGGAAGACGAAACUGAGCGGUUUCCAGGAUAUGGAGUGUGCGCCCUGUGGGGACCUGCCCUCUCCUUACGAACCGCACUGCAGCGGCCGGGUCAACCUGGUGCCCCUCCAGUCCACAGCCUCCAGCCCGCGGGACGUGGCCCUGGCCGCGGUCAUCUGCAGCGCGCUGGCCGCCGUCCUGCUGGCCCUCCUCAUCCUCUGCGCCAUCUACUGCAAGAGACAGCUGCUGGAGAACAAGCCUGCCACUCUGGCGCGCUCUCAGGACGGGCUCUACACCGGGGCGGAGCUGUCGCGCUUCGACCGGCGGCGGCUCCACGAACUGCCACACCCGGCCUGCGGUCACUGCCACCUGGGCCCCGGCCCUGCCUGCAACCCCCUGACCCCGGCCCCAUGCUGUGAUGAGACCUGCAGUCUGGGCCAAACCCGGGACGCCGGUGCGUGCCAUACCCCAGCAGGCCUCAACGAGGGGUUAACAUGGACUUAUUUUGCCUAGUGCUACAACCCUUGAACCCCCCCUUCCCCCCCCCUCACCUGGACAUGAAAGGACUACUGCCAGAUCCAGUUUCAGAUCUGGCCCACACACAGACUCCCCAAAAGUAUGGCGGGCCCCUUUUGAAACGGCUCUGUGGCCCCUGGACUUCGAGUGUGGCGCAACGCGGUGCGGACGGGUCCAUGUAAAAACAGGCCAACGGCAGCACCGGACGGCAAACCCGCCGGAGCAGAGGACCUGAACCACUCCCAGCACCAAACAGAGGGCGGGGGGGGGGGAGGGGGGGGACAGGAGGCGAGUCCCAACUCGGCAGCACAAAGUUAAAAACGACGACUGUGGCCUGCCCGUUACAAAAAUCAAACAUAUGUUACGAGCGUACUUUUUGUUUCGACCUGCCAAAAGAGUACCAAAACCAGUGGCGCGCUGACGAAAAUGAAAUGACUUGAUGACCAUCUAAACGCAUGUGGUUCGACUGAAGUUUUACAGUAAAGUUUAUUUAGUUCCAGGAGGCCAAGGGAGGGGAAGGCCCCCUUCGCUCGUACACUGUGACACGGCGCACUUCUGGAGAAAAGCGGCGAAUGAGAAACACGGAACAAGCAAAGACCACAAAGAAAGUCUGGAAUUUUCUUCCGGUGCCGCCCCACUUCCUGUAAAUACUGUAAAAUACGAAAUAGGAUUCUGAUAUUUUUGUAAUGUAGAUUCACUGCCCAGAAAGGCCAAUAACUCAAAGUCUGCCUCAGUUUAGAAGUUGAUUUAGUAUUUGAUAUUUCCGUGAGUCUGCGUUUACACAUAUUUUUGUAAUGAAUUUGUCACAUACUGCUGUCUGUAUUUGUAAAUAAAUCCUGCAGACUGAG
Messenger RNA from Anguilla rostrata (American eel), 3212 nucleotides. Its product is annotated as tumor necrosis factor receptor superfamily member 19-like. The coding region runs from base 1507 to 2361 and encodes 284 amino acids. Gene Ontology annotation, biological process: positive regulation of JNK cascade; positive regulation of canonical NF-kappaB signal transduction. NCBI's taxonomy places the organism in Eukaryota, Metazoa, Chordata, Actinopteri, Anguilliformes, Anguillidae. The record is from RefSeq and is a predicted model, not a curated record. Gene Ontology annotation, molecular function: signaling receptor activity; protein binding. The transcript is spliced from 9 exons. Gene Ontology annotation, cellular component: plasma membrane.